GACGGGGAUGUCUGCACCUAUAUGUCUGGGACCUCCUGGGUCCCUGUGACGUGACCGAUCCCGUUUAUUAUCUGCUCAGUGCCCAGGUUGUCAGGCCAGGGCCAGGCCGCAAUUUAAUCGACGUUUUUUCCUGUCUUUCUUCAUUGUUGCGCUUUGCGCGAUGGUAAUGUAGCGGCGGAUGACUGAUCAGUUUCUGCAGUUUCCGCACUGGAUACGUCAUAAGCGAAAUCAGCUGACAACUCGGAAUCUCGUUCCCAUUGACUCCCGACUACAUUGAAUCGAACCUUGAACAAAACAAAAAAGCAGACAGAAGCGGCGCGGUAGAGGUACAUCAUGUCACUACCAACUAGUUACCGUCACAAUGCCAUGUCGGCGCCCGUCCAAGCUCCACCGCCCCAGCGACUGCGAACAUCUGGUGGGCUCAAUUCCAAGGAGUCCACCAUCAGUCCCUUCACACUGGCCACUAGUAAUCCAAACUUCAACCCGCAAAGGGUCGGAAGCAAGCCAGUGGUGCUGGCACAACCACCAAAACCUCCCAAAGGACCUGAAAAACCUCUGAUGCCUUACAUGAGGUACAGCAAGAGUGUAUGGGAAACAGUCAAGCAACAAAAUCAGGACCUAAAGCUGUGGGAGAUAGGAAAAAUCAUCGGCUCCAUGUGGCGUGAUCUUCCGGAAAGUGAGAAGCAGGAAUUUAUAGAUGAUUACGAGAAUGAGAAGAUCGAAUAUGAGCGUGCCGUGAAGGAGUACCAUGCGUCCGCCACCUACCAGGCCUAUCUGUCGGCUAAGAACAAGGUUGCCGAGGAGACGCCGCCGCUUGUGCACGAGGUGAAGCCGCCGGUGAACACGGUGAUGAAGGGCCUGGAUCGGCGCAUCGACAUCCAGCCGGCCGAGGACGAGGAGGACCAGGACGAGCAGUUCUCCGUCAAACAGGUGGCGCACGCCCGCUACCUGCGCAACCACCGGCUCAUCAACGAGAUCUUCUCCGACACGGUGGUGCCAGACGUGCGUACCGUGGUUACCACGCCGCGGAUGCAGCUGCUGAAGCGACAGGUACACAGCCUCACCAUGCACCAAAAGAAACUCGAGGGCGAGCUGCAGCAAAUCGAAGAGAAGUUCGAAGCCAAAAAGCAGAAGUUUGAGGAAUCGACUGAAGUGUUCAACGAUGAGCUGAAGGCUCUCUGUGAGAAGAAGGUAGACGAUGCUACGUUCAACAACAUGGUGAAGAAGCAGAUGGAGGUGCUCCGUCGGGAGCGGGAGGAGCAGCAGAAGCCGGCCGAGUCGGCCCCGUCGCCGGCGCCGAUGGCCGCUAACAACGUGGCCACGCCGGCGGACGUCAGUGCCGAGGAGCCGGCCGCCCAGCCGAGCCCGGCACAGGCCGAGCCGGCCGCGCCGCCGCCGCCGGCGGAGGCCGAGGUGCCGGCACCCGCGCCGCCGGCGGCUGACGGCGCCGCUCCUCCGCCACCGCCGCAGCAGCAGCCCUGAGCCGGCCGGCGGCGUCAUCUCCCUCAUCAGUCACACACUCACUAGCUGUACCUACUCGUCUGCGGUAAGCUCGGCUCUAGCCAAUCCGCAACGGAUCACAGCCGCCGCCAGCUGGGGUAGUGGAUUCCAGACUCAGUUUCAUAAAAUGCGCUAUCAAUAAAUGUCUGUAAAUGUCUGUACUGUC
Messenger RNA from Amphibalanus amphitrite, 1666 nucleotides. Its product is annotated as SWI/SNF-related matrix-associated actin-dependent regulator of chromatin subfamily E member 1-like. The record is from RefSeq and is a predicted model, not a curated record. Gene Ontology annotation, molecular function: nucleosomal DNA binding; nuclear receptor binding. Gene Ontology annotation, biological process: negative regulation of DNA-templated transcription. Gene Ontology annotation, cellular component: SWI/SNF complex. The transcript is spliced from 2 exons. The coding region runs from base 334 to 1482 and encodes 382 amino acids. NCBI's taxonomy places the organism in Eukaryota, Metazoa, Arthropoda, Thecostraca, Balanomorpha, Balanidae.